AGUUUGAAAGCCAAGGAGGAAGUUACUCUGCCGACAGUUCCAAGCUCGCCUCGAUCUCAGAUACGAAAUAAACAAAAACAUCUCGAAAGAAUCUCGAAUAUCGUUUAUUGUGAGCACUUCAGACCACAUUUGACUAUGGGAGAAACCAUUGAAGGUCUGAAUUUGGUCCUACUGGGAAAGACAGGAGCGGGAAAGAGUGCAUCAGGAAACACAAUACUGGGAAAACAAGCUUUCAUAUCAAGGAAAAGCCCCAAAUCUGUCACACAACAUGUUUCUAAGAAAUCUAGUAAUAUCUGCGGAUGCCCAGUUACCGUUUAUGACACACCAGGAUACUUUGACACUGAUCUGACUGAGGAUGAGAUUCAAUUAAAAUAUCAGGGCAUUUUUCAGGAGUGUGAAUCAAAUCCCUGUGCGUUUCUGCUGGUCAUCAAAACUGACAGAUUCACUGAAGAAGAGAGAAAAACUGUGGAGAAGAUUGAGAAACUUUUGGGUCAAAACCGCUUGGAGAAAACCUGGAUUCUCUUCACUGGGGGAGAUCAACUGGAGGAAGAAAACAUUACAAUAAAGGAAUUCAUCAGUGAGACUGAACCACUGAAACAACUCGUUCAGAAAUAUGGUCAGAGAUAUCAUGUGUUCAACAACAAAAAGAGAGGACACUCUGGACAAGUUAAAUUCCUGAUUAACAAGAUCGGGACAUUCUUUAAUACAAUGGCAUUAAAAGGAGCCAGGAUAAAUCCACCGAAGAGAAAAUUACCAAAGAAAGCUGAUCCACACGCUCCUGCUGCCAGUCUCCCAUCCAGACGGAUUGUUCUUCUGGGUAAAAGUGGAGUUGGAAAGAGUGCAGCUGGAAACACAAUACUGGGACAGAAAGAGUUUUACUCUGCGAGGAGUAUGAGUUCAGUAACCAGUGAAUGUUCAGAUGCUCAUGCCACUGUUUCAGGCAGAUCUGUGUCUGUAGUUGAUACUCCUGGAUUCUUUGACACAAAGAUGAAAACUGAAGAGUUAAUAACAGAGAUAGCGAGAAGUGUUUAUAUAUCCAGUCCUGGACCGCACGCUUUUAUCAUUGUGUUCAGAGUAGAUGACAGAUUCACUGAACAGGAGCAGCUGAUUCCUCAGAUUAUUGAGAUGUUGUUUGGUGAAGAAGUGUUAAAAUACUCCAUCAUUCUCUUCACUCAUGGAGAUCAGCUGAAAGGAGAGUCUGUUGAGAAACUCAUUGAGAAAAAUCAAGCAUUGAGACAUCUAGUUCAGGAGUGUGAAGGCAGAUAUCACGUGUUCAACAAUGAAAAGAGAAGUUUAAAACAGGUGAAUGAUCUACUGCAGAAGAUUGACAAAAUGAUAGAGCAGAAUGGAGGAGGACACUACAGUAAUCAGAUGUAUGAAGAUGCUCAGAGACUCAGACGAGAGGAAGAAGAGCAGAGACAGAGAGAGGAAAAGGAAAAAGAGAGAGAGGAAGAAGAGAGAAAACAGAGAGAGGAAAAUAAGAGAAAAUUGAGAGAGAAAAAACAACAAGAGGAAGAGAUUGAGAAAGUGAAAAAGGAGACAGAGGAGAGACUCAGAGCAGAGUUUGAAGCUAAACUGAAGUCAGAACGAAAAAGACUUCAAGCAUCGAUACAGAGUGAGAACAAUAAGACAAAAAACCAAGAGCAAGAUACAAAUGACAGUGUGCCACCAAAACAAAAACCAAGCAGUGGGUUUAAGCAAUUUAUGUCCAUGUUUUGGUAUUAUUUUAAGAUGAUAGUGAACCUCUUUUUGCCUUCUUUUUUUUAAAUGACUUCGCAGAGAUCUCUGAUGCCAGAAAUAUUAGACUUUAUUCACAAACAAAGGCGAGCGACGUCUGGAGACCAGUCACUCCCUCUCAGCGGCUUAUCUUCUCCAUAUAUACCUUUCAUCUUUUCCACAAAUGGUAACACAUUCUAUAGAUAUUUUAAAAAUACCCUGUACCAUGUGACAUACUGAAAUAGUACUCUCUCUGUUCUAUCAGCAUCGGCCCUUUUGGGCUUCCAAAAGUCAAACUCAAGGACACACACACAGGAGCUAAUAGUGUUCAAAUAUCUAGCUAAGUUACUUAUUUUCUAAAUAAUAAAAUCUUCAACAAUAGCUGUUGCUGUUAUUGGUGGUGUAGUUGGUGGUGCAGUUGCUGGUGUAGUUGCUGGUAUUCAUAGAUGCCACCUACGUCACUACAAAUAGAACGCCGCCAUAUUUGUGACCGACUCGCCCGGUACGGCCGCCCAAACUGAAUGAGAGAGAGAGACGGAGAUACCUGGAGAAAAUUUCAAUUUUAGGCUCCGAUCCUUAUUUGUUACCCCCAGUUUUCUUUAGUCCAUUAUUAUCUGCCCCAGGCUUGCCCCAAUCGGCCUUUCAUUAUAUAGAAAUACAUAUGUCAUAGAGCUAUGGCAUGCGUUCAUGAGAGUCGAGGCGAUAUCAUGAAUGAAUCUUCUGCAGCAGUUCGGCUGGCAUGAAUGAAUCUUUCUAAUCCGAACAGCAGCACUGGCACAGAUACACCUGCAUCAGCACAGUCAGAGACAUCAGUCAAAUAUCAUAAAAGACUGCCAUAUCUGUCCGAAAGAACAGAAGGUUUAAUACACACAAAUAUCGAAAUGAAAUGAGUCUUUCGAGUUGAAUCUUUUUGAAUGAUUUGAAUGCGAUUAAAAGCUACCAAGAGGUAAAGCUCUUCAGUGAUUAUAAUGACUUAAAUUGCAGUUUGUUUGUCACAUAAAGCUAUCAUAUUCAUAAAUAACGAUAUUAAUAUAAGGGAGGAGUCGUAUUAGAUCCCUUUUAUGAUACUUUUGUGAUGCUUUUUUAUUUACUCAUUCACUUUCAUUACAUCGACAAGAAGAGUCUCCAUUAGGCUGCUGUCCCUUUGUCUUCCACAGAAAGUAAACUUAAGAAUUUGCACAUGAAGGUGUGUAACAUUAGUUAAAUGACGGCAGAAUUAUCCUUUUUGAAAGAACUUGUCCUUUAAUAUGCAUUUCAAGGCUGAGAUCGUCUGCAGAGCUAACAUUACUUACACAAAAUAACAUCUAAAGUGCAUGUGGAAGAGACAAUAUCUUUAUGAACUUCAGAAAAAUAUUUAUUACAAUUAGGUAGGUAUUAACUUACAGACAGACAGACAGUUAUGUUCAAAAUAACUCCAAAUCUAAUAACUCACCAUGAUAAAGUGCAUUUAAACAGAUCCAACAAAUAAAACGAAGAAAAAACAUUAUCUGUCGAUAUCUGUUUGUAUAAUGUUGGCCACUGAGAGUAGACUACAAUAGAAAUAUAAUUAACCACACACCAGCAACAUGAGACUUCAAGUCUUUUAAAUAAAUGGUUUUCUCUUCUUUCUUCUUUUGCUAUAAAAUAAAAUACCCGUUCAGGGUUCCUCUUUCGGCUAUUGUUGCAGCCAACUGCACAACAUAUUGCAGGCAUGAUUGAGACCGUCGGUCGCAAAGAUGGCGCCGCAAAGCUACAGUGACGUCAGGUGAACCGAAUAAAUAGUUGCUUACAGUUAAUGCUUAAUGCUACAGUUAAUCUAAUCAUUGUUUUUGCUCUUCUGAUGAUUUUCAGCUUUUACUUUCUGCAAAUUGUGUAGUUGUGUAUAGCGAUAUGACCUUCAUUCUUCGCCAAAGAUGGAUAAAAAGGCGCAUAUGAAA
Molecule: messenger RNA, 3632 nt
Organism: Pimephales promelas (fathead minnow)
Lineage: Eukaryota; Metazoa; Chordata; Actinopteri; Cypriniformes; Leuciscidae
Source: RefSeq, a predicted model, not a curated record